Messenger RNA from Symbiodinium sp. CCMP2456, 2694 nucleotides. The record is from the annotation of a GenBank genome assembly. Lineage: Eukaryota; Dinophyceae; Suessiales; Symbiodiniaceae.
AUGCGCGGCCUGUAUUCCAAACUCGGUGCUGGAAUUUCUCUUGGCCUUCUGAUCUUGGGAUGGUUUGUGUUCGUUGUAUUGACGCCGACAGAACAGGCAACGACUCAGAAGAGAGAAGGCCAGUGUGAGCGCUUGAAAGAUCUCAAUCAUUCGCAAGCAUCGUGCGAUCUUUUUGGCGGUUGUCAUGGUUACUGCCCGGGCAAUCCAUGCCAGUGCACGUCUCAAUGCAACAACUUCGGUAACUGUUGCGAAGAUUUCGUGGAAAGUUGCAUGAAUGAAUCGCAGGCCGAUUAUGAGCUGGCAAAGCAGGAGGAAAAGCUGCGGGAGAUGGAGCAUGGCAAGGGCAUUGUCGGCCGUGAAUGGAUCUUGAGCUUGGUAAUGUUUUUCUUCGUGUUGACGAUGAUGGCUCUGCUGUAUUUCGCACACUCGGAGAACAAACACAUGCAAAAUGCAGUGUACGAGCUGACGUGCACCACCGUUUCCAUUUUUGCUACGAAUACGGUUACGGUGGCUGUCCAUGGUGUGUUAAUUGAGCAGUUGUGGAUGGGAAAGUACCCUGGAUUAAACCAAAAGGCAGGUCCAAUUGUGCAGGCCAAGAUCUAUGGCAUUUUGUCCAUCCUAUGCUUCCUCGGAUCCAACUGGAUUAUUUACAGGUUCAGGGAGAACGAGCAUCAUUAUUACGCGCUGGGCCAGCUGUCGAGCCACAUGACUGGCUUCACUCUGAUACAAGCCAUCGGCAGCCUGCAGUGGAGCGUCAGAGACAAUGGAUGGAAAUGUUUUCUUGUUCUACCAUGGACAGCGAUCCUUUUGAGAGGUAUGCUGUUUGUCGGUGAGCGGUUGCGUGCACAGUUUGUUGGGAGCACGGAGGUGUAUUGGGAAUACCAAGCAGGCGAUGAUGAGUGGCAUAAAUUUCCCGAUGCAACGAGUCGCGAGCUAGAAUCUCGUUUCAUGGACUCUUCGGACUCUGAGUCGGAGGUGGUCCUGACUGUUCCAGUGUCCGACCCUGCGCAUCCGCGCCAGGAGGUGGAAGUGUCUUUACCACAUGCAAACGCGAUCUGCACAUCCCCACAUGGAGAAAUGCUCCCGGAAGGUGACGGCAGUGAUCUCAGCUGCGGGGCCUGGAAAGUACGCAGAGAAUGCCCUUGGCUCGAUUUCGCAGGCGAGAUAUUCAUUGAGGGUGCAGCUCUGGUGAUGGGAUUCUUGGUGAUGCAGACCAUCCUCCUGUUUCACACGGGAUACUUGCAUUCUGUGGAGGGCCUCCUUCAGAAGCCGAAAGAUUGGGACUGGGUGCUCACUGGCAAGGUCCUGGGCUGGAGUGUGGUUUUCGGCUCCUUUGUCCCUGUGGUGGCUGCAAGCUCUGCCUGGAUCCCGGCUCGUUUCCUUCCUGAUGCAGAGCUUCUCCGGGAGUCAUGUUCUUCCGCACUUGCCUGGUGUCUCGUCCGCGGGGCUGCGUUGACAGUCAGGCCGCAUUGUUCCACCAUGGACACAUACAUCGUGGUGGCCUUCCCGCUGACGUGGCUAGCCUUUGUCGUAACGGGAUUUGCCUAUAGCAUCCCUUCAGGGGACAAAGAGUCCACAGUGGUUCCGCACAGCAUUGCCAAUGCUUUCGGGAUUGUCGUCGGCUUGGCCUGGGACAAAGCGUUCGAAUCCCUUGCUCUCCACAUGACCUCGGGAUGGUAUGGCCACUAUGUGGUCUCAAAAGUCUGCCUGGCGGGUGCUGUCAUUGUGACAAUCCUUCCAGGUUGGUAUUGGCUAUUUGUGCUCGAUCUAAGCGAGGACCAACUCCAGCUUGCGGCGAAGCUCAAAGCCGAAGCCAACUUCAGGCAGCUGCUCAAUGUGCUGGCUGACCAUGUGCUGUUCUUCAGUCGACUUAGGCCUCGACGAGCUCCAGCCUCGAAGCUGCGCGCGGAGGUCUUUGCCUGGUUCUCGGAGCUCUCGGUCGAGGAGCGGCUCUCCGUGCUUACCUGCCAUGAUGCAGGGUGGGUCCGCACGGUGCUCAAGAUGUGCCGGCUUCGAGGAUGGCAGCCACGGUGGGAGGGGCACUUCAAGGUGGCGCCGAAGCCGGUACCCCCUGCAGGCCGCGUGUCCAAGGCUAGUGCCUCCGGGACCGUACGACGCAACGAGGCACAAGUUCCUCGAGAUCCGAACGUUCAUUACCGACGCCCCCACAGGCUGCCAGAUGGCGAGAUCCUUGCGCCACCGGCAACGGCCGACUUUCGUGCCGCCUCUGCGACGCUGCUGGCGGGACUGCGCGUUGCCUUUCAGGGAUGCUGCUGUGCAUCCAUGGCCUUUGACUGGGGCGUCAUCAUGCCCUCACCCGCGACCGUCACAGACUGUGAGGCUUUCUUCUCGUUGCUGGACGAUGUCUCCCUUGGGAGGUUUCUGCGAGAGAAGGAGGAGAACCCCAAGACGGGCGCCACCGGAUGGCCUGAGGCGCCGUGGCUGCGCCAGUGGGCCACGCAUGCGCCGCUCAGCGCUUACCUGGGCUCCCGCCUCGAAGUACUUCUCCUGCAAGGCUACGCCUCGCGUAUGCAGGCAGAGCCGAGCCUGCCGCUGGCAGAGGUUUGGGCUUCGAUGCCGCCGGCGCAGCGCCAGCAGACCAUGACACGGCUGGGCUUGGACCGCAGGCUUUUGGUGCAUUAUCUUUCCAAAGGUUCGUCGCUCUGUUUCAAAAUCAAGAGCUGCUGCACAUAA